This is a messenger RNA of Schistocerca cancellata (South American locust), 1110 nucleotides long. Its product is annotated as dehydrogenase/reductase SDR family member 11-like. The coding region runs from base 1 to 1110 and encodes 369 amino acids. The transcript has 7 exons. Gene Ontology annotation, molecular function: oxidoreductase activity. The record is from RefSeq and is a predicted model, not a curated record. Lineage: Eukaryota; Metazoa; Arthropoda; Insecta; Orthoptera; Acrididae.
AUGAGUGAGAAGUCUGAAGAACCGAAAGAGGAGAGAGCGGAGAAGACGUCGGCGGCUGCGGCGCGACCCCGGCUCCAGGCCUCCAGCCCUGGAGAUCCUCGCUGGGCCGGCCGCCUCGCGGUCGUCACCGGAGCCAACUCUGGAAUAGGGGUGGCCAUCGCGCGGCAGCUGCUCCAGCUCGGCAUGGUGGUGGUCGCCAUAGACGUCGAGGUGUACUCUGUCCAGGAACUGGCGCUGAAGGAGCCGCGCCUGUACUCCGUGGUGUGUGACGUCAGCGCAGAGGAGGACGUGCUGUCCACGUUCCGCUACGUCGAGGAGACGCUGGGCGGCGUCGACGUCCUCGUCUACAACGCCGGCGUCACCGGCUUCUCCAGUCUCCUCGACGGUUCCCCGGCUGAGUGGCGGCGCCUGCUGGACGUGAACGUGGUGGCGCUGUGUCUCUGCACCAGGGAGGCCGUGGCUUCGAUGCGCCGCCGGCACCUCGCCGACGGACAAGUGGUGCUCGUCAGCAGCCAGGCGGCCCACCAGGUGCCGGGCAGGGCGCCGCUGCACUUCUACUCGGCCACCAAGCACGCGGUCAAGGCGCUGGCGGACGGCUUCCGGCUCGAGCUCGCCGACUCCGGCAUCAGACUCACGACGGUGAGCCCUGGCGAGGUGAAGUCGACGUACCCGCGGUCUCCGCUCGCGCCCGCCAGAGAGCAGCAGCAGCAGGCGACGACGACGACGACGACGUCGACGCCGACGGCGCCCCACGUGCCCGCCAUACGGCCCCACGACGUCGCGCAGGCGGUCGCCUCCGCCAUCACGGCUCCCAAGCACGUGCAGGUAAACAACGCGCCCUGUAAACAACACGGGGCCGUCAACGCGGCGCGGCUGCGCCUCCGGCUAGCCGUCGGACGCGUCGUGGAGGCAGGAAGAAGGAAGCAACAAGCUCGCGGCGCGGAAGCGCGCUCACGCGACGAGUGUCCGUACUUUCAAAAGGGCACACGUGCAGCAGCGCUGCGUCGCAGGCUGGCGUGCACGUGGCCGCGCGCGUGCGCGUCACACGACCGCCAGACCUCGUCACGGUCGCCAGUCUAUUUAAGGCUAGCCGAGCUGCCCUCAGCCUGA